Messenger RNA from Hirsutella rhossiliensis, 684 nucleotides. RefSeq names its product BTB/POZ domain-containing protein. The transcript is spliced from 3 exons. The record is from RefSeq and is a predicted model, not a curated record. NCBI's taxonomy places the organism in Eukaryota, Fungi, Ascomycota, Sordariomycetes, Hypocreales, Ophiocordycipitaceae. Gene Ontology annotation, molecular function: protein binding. Bases 1 to 684 code for a protein of 227 amino acids.
AUGGGAAGCAGACCAAGAAAGGAGCUGAUGCUCUCCCUCGCCAAGCUUUAUAACCUUGGCACCUACUCGGACUUUACCAUCACCUGCGGCUCGGCCGAGUAUCGCGUUCACAAGGCGAUUGUCUGUCCAAGAUCGAGAUUCUUCGCAGCCGCCUGCAACGACGCGUUUCAAGAGGGCCACAAUGGAGUAGUCAACCUCCCUGAAGACGACCCUCGCAUCGUGCGCUUGAUGGUGUACUUCUUCUACCAUCUUACCUAUCCUGCCGUCUCCCUCGACGAUGCGGACACGGCGGCGGCCCGCCAGCACGCGUUCCUCGAAAAGGUUCACCAUCUCAGAGUCCACGCCAUGGUCUACGCCUUGGCCGAGAAAUACUCGGUCGAUGGUCUGAAAGAUCUGGCAAUGAGAAAGUUUGAGCAGGAAGUCGGCAAACACUGGGACUCGGACGAUUUCAUCCAGGCGGCAGAAUACGCCUACACGUCGACGGUGGAAGGCGACCGAGGACUGCGCAACUUGGUUGUCAAGACGUUUGAAGAACAUCACUCCCUUCUGCGCAAGGAGGACGCAAAGGCAAUGGUCAAGCGCGUCGAGAGUCUGGCCUACGACUUGCUCAUGGCCUUUCACAUGAUCAUGAGAGUCAUUACGUAUGACCCGCCCGCCAAUACACCAAAGAUGGAUGAGUAUUGA